CAUGCUAAUGUGUUGGCAGGGGAGACGCAGCGGUUCAUUCAUCUUCUUCCUCAGAGGUGAGUUAACGCGAAGGUUAUUUUACACGAGGGAGGAAACUGAUUCUGGAGCCAAACGUCACGUUGACAGGAGCUGGGAGGAAAAGAAGAGGUUUUAUUUUGUAGCCUAACAGGAGCUCAUUCUCUUCCAAACAUUACAAGAGAGGUGAAUUCGUCAUGGGUAAACACAACAGUAAGCUGGCUCCGGAGGUCCUGGACGACCUGACCAAGAGCACGGAAUUCAACGAGGUAGAGCUCAAGCAGUGGUACAAAGGCUUCCUCAAGGACUGUCCCUCUGGCAUCCUCAACCUGGAGGAGUUUCAGCAGCUCUAUGUGAAGUUUUUCCCAUACGGCGACGCCUCCAAGUUCGCCCAGCAUGCGUUUCGGACGUUUGACAAGAACGGUGAUGGGACCAUUGACUUCAGGGAGUUCAUUUGUGCCCUGUCCAUCACCUCCAGAGGCAGCUUCGAGCAGAAACUCAACUGGGCCUUCAACAUGUAUGAUCUGGACGGGGAUGGAAAGAUCACACGCAUGGAGAUGCUUGAGAUCAUAGAGGCCAUCUACAAGAUGGUGGGCACGGUGAUCAUGAUGCGCAUGAACGAGGACGGGCUGACUCCUCAGCAGCGCGUCGACAAAAUCUUCUCCAAGAUGGACAAAGACCACAAUGAUGAGAUCAGCCUGGAAGAGUUCAAAGAGGCCGCCAAGUCUGACCCCUCCAUCGUCCUACUGCUGCAGUGUGACAUGCAGAAGUAGAGAGGGAUGGGUGGAGAUGCAGAGGGAGGGAAGGGACGGGGAAAGGGUUGAACUGAAACAGGGAUAUGAGAACAGAGAGGUAGGAGAAGAAAAGGGGGAUGCAGCUGAGGUAGGAGGAGGAGGAGGAGGAGGAGGAGAGAGGUAGGGAAGAUUUUUUUUGUGAGGCAGCGAUGACAAGGAAUGAGCCAUAUUUGGAACAUAAUGAACUGCUGAUUGAUGCCAUUCUUUUCUUCCAACCCAUCCCACUGUGCAGUACACUCCUGCAGGAGAGAUUUACAGAGGAAAUAUAUAGAGGUGCCACUUUCCCACUGUCAGGCCCCCUGCUCCGCAUGUGAGAUUACAAGGCUGUGAGGUGGCUCGAGUGCAAAUGUCAGCUAUCUAACAGUUACUACUACACAAUACUCUUAAUUUUUUAAUUCGUCUUCUUUUUACUUGGGAAAUAACACAAGGUGUGCUGCCCUUUCCAGGAUCUCUUCAUUAUGAGACUUCAUGAAAUGCCUUAUUUCAGUUGUCAUGAGUCUGCACCUGUUGCCUGGCAACCUCACAGUGAUAAAUGACGACGAUUUAAGAAAACCAUUGCUCCUGGCAAAGAAAUAACAACUGGUAAAAGUGCAGCUUCUUGAUUUGUCCGAUUCUUUUUACACCUUUGGACUGAACCAGGCUAGCAGCACCGAUGACAACAUUAGGGUGGUGAUAUACGUAUAAUGUUAUUAGCAACCAAAAAAGAAUAUUUCCCUAAAAUGUCAUUGAAUGUAAGUUCUGCCAACCAGAAUGCCAAUUUCUAAUCACACAUGUGCUGCGGGAUAUUCUGAAAAAAAGAAUAGCAUCAAAUCAACAAAGAGCCUGUUUGGUCCUUAUAGAGCGACAAGAGAGAAACAAAUGUGUUGAUACACAGAAAAUUAUUUAAAUGAACAAUCACAUUAGAUGUGUGUGGGUUAGUCUGUCGUGAGCUGUGUCUCAAUUCAGGGGCCACAUCCUUCAGAGGCUGCACAGAGUGAAGAGUGAAGAGUGAAGAGUGAAGAGUGAAGAGUGAAGAGUGCAUCACAGUGGCACGACUAGGCUAAAACCCCCCAAAGGAGGAGCUCUUCAGAGGCCGGGUAGCCCUUGAAUUUAAACACAAUUAUAGUGUCUAUAACACCAUGAAUGUGUGCAUGUAUGAAUGUGAGAAUAUGUUACAAUCAAAAUACACUUGCCCACAGAUCAAAGUCAGAUCACACUGCCCCACUCCCCGUGUGUGUUUUUGUGUGUGCAGUCGCAUUUCUUAUUACCUCAACGGCAAAAUCCACCACCAGUUACAUGACACUUUCAGAGAGCGUUUCUGAUGGAUUACAAAGCAGCGUCCAGAUGCUUUACACUCCACGUACGAGGCAGGUGAUGAAUGUGUCAGACGACUGCCUCCAGCCGAACGGUUACGCAUGCUGAUGUGUUGGUCAGGGGCUUCUAGCUGCGUCUACAGCUUUUUCCACAUAUGCUAACAAAAUCAAUAUCUUAUCGAAAUGAUUACGCAUUUCAUUCAAGGGACAUGUAAUUAGGUUAGAAUAAAGCCCUGUACCUGACAUAAUGUAAUCUGGAUGGUCCAUGCUCCCUGCAUGGCUCUCCUUAUGGUUUUGUUAGGUAACGUUUGUACUAUAGUUUCUUUCGCAUUCUUCAAAUGAUAUAUGUACUGUUUGCAGAAUAAUGCAGUUUUGCCAGUGCCUAUUCUAUUUAUUUUAAGGUCAGAAUUUUUCUAAUUACUGGCUCACUAAAGAUGCACAUGCACUGAACUCCUUAGAUCCUCCAUAUUUUCUCCCUGGAGGAGUUGCAUGUGUAAACACAAAUGUUUCACAUACAAAUGUUUGGCCCCCUAGUCUUAAAUCAGGAGAAAAUCCUGAGAAUCCAGCAGGGAAUCCCCUGGUGGAUUCACCACAAGCGAGUACGGGGGGUUUGAUGACGAGUCUAACACGCGACUGACGCAAUAAUGAAAAAAGCUAAACGAAAACAAAUACCUCCCUGUGAAAAAGCGGUGACACACACACAGAAGACAGUGAUGAAGAUGUCAAAGAGAGUUUGUGGUGAUAAGAGCUGACAACGGCGCCGGGCUGCUGUAGACAUGAUCACUUGAUCUCCGCAGUGGAAUGAAUACGUCACUUCCUGCCCCUGCCUGCUGCAACCGGCUGCUCCACCACCAAUGGCUGAAGCUACAAUCCAUGAUUAAGGUUGGAAAGUAGCUUCCUUAGAUAUCUAUACAUUUAUCAAAAGUUUAGUAUUUAGCAAAAUCUAAGCUAAAGGAUGUGUUGUCCUUUUAAAGUAAGUUUGAAUUGCAGACCUGAACUAACUAGAGAUUGUGUCGGCAGUAGAACCAGAUAUAGGUAAAACACACAGAGUAAAAUGAGAUGUGGUUUUGCCUCAAUAAGACCAGCAAUUACAGCAACUAAAACCGUGUGGAGAGGGGCGAUAAUCGGGACUGUAAUUACUGGCCCUAUGACAGAAACAGUAUUUCUCAGAAAGGCCAAAGCUGCCUCCAUAAAAAACUAAAAUAACCGUCUCUUCCUCUCCCACAGUCCUGCUCUUCCCCCUUUUGUCUUCCUCCUCUUUAAAUGUCAGAGAGGAAGCGCUUUGAUAAUAGGUGAAGGGAGAGGAACUUUGCUGAACUCAGCUCAGAUCUAAAAUCAAUUCGAAAAAGAGCAAAAGGUUGAAGAGGAAGCUUGUUGUGUGUGUGUGUGUGUGUGUGUGUGUGUGUGUGGUCACCUGUUUGUGCCUGUGAAGGAAAGAUGACAACUUAAGUACCUUGACCUCAAAUGUCAUAAAUUCCCAGCCUGUAGAUUAUAAUUACAACCUCUAUGUAGUCAAGUGGAUCAGCCUAAGAAAUGCAGGGGAACAAAUUGACACAAGAUUUGACUUAAUGCAUAAAAUAUUGUCCAAUAUAAUUUAAAAACAAGUGACUGGUCCUAUUUAACGUCCCUUGUUUAUGUUAACCCAAAUCCAGAAGUGGCGGAAUGAUCACUCUGAUUAUAAAAUUAAGCGCUGGACAAUCUUUAGUCUAAUCUGAGUUCUGUGUUGUGCCCUCUACUGGAACUCUCCAGUAACACCGGUAGGUCCAUGACGCAGCCGGUUGCCCCAGUGUACGUGUGGUUGAACAGAAGCCCUUACUGGCCACAGACCAUUGUGGGGUUCUUUUGUGGGUGCGUUAGCUGUCUCAUCAAGCAUUUGACUUCUCUCCUGUCAGUGAAUCAGAUUUAUCUCCUCCUCCUCACUCAGCCAAUGAGAGCCCUCGCUUCCUAAAGCUACAGAAGGAGGCCCCAUUUGUUUGAUAAUGUAACGAUAAAACUACAUGUACAUUGUAAUACAACUGUAAUCGUAUUUAUGAAUAUAAACUAAUAUAAGAUGUAAAUGUACCACUAGCUUAGACCUAAUUUCAUAUGACGACUACUGUGUGCGUGUGUGUGUGUGCGUGCGCACUUGAGAGAGAGUGACAGAGUGAGUCUGACUAACUGUGAGUGCUUGUGAAAGCUCAGUGUGUGUGUGUGUGUGUGUGAGACACUUUUGUGAGUGCUCACAUGUGUUUUGUAUUUGUAUCAUUUGUGUGACAAGAGAUGCCUCAGUCUGGUUGAACUUUGUAAAGAUUUGGGUGGAAACCCUCACACUGAAGUAUUAUUACUCACACCUACACUUGCUUUUGUGGUCCGCUGGUACACAUGUGGCUCUUGUUGCUUUGUUUGCUGUAGCAGUUUUAACAAGUAACCGUCACAGGCAGACGUCAGAGUUGACAGGUCAAUAGGCAGCGGGGGGAAUAGAAUGUCAUUUGAACUAUUAUACAGCCGUCCUUUGUUUACAUGUGAUGAACACGUCUGAAGAUCAAGACUAGCAACAUGAUAUGAUAUGAACCACUUAACCCUUGUGCAUCCUUUUGGACAUUUCUUUCUUUUCACUUUUUCUUUAUCAUGUUUGCUUUGUUAAUACAUUUGUGUCUAUGUGGACACAAGACAGUCACCCUCAGGAAAAUGAUCCAAUCAAAUUUGUUGAUCCUUCUGCCAAUUAUAGAAUCGAAUUUACUGGUGUCCACUCGGGUUAUUGAUGCUCUAUUAUUUUGUAUCACUCUAGGCCAAAAGGAAAUAUGUAUUUGCUACUAACAGAUGUUUCUAAUUCGGUGUGUUUACCUCUUCCGCAAAAAACGUUCCCUUUUAAAGGUUAUUGUAACUAAGUAAUAGAACAGCACGAGUAUGAAUACAGUGAGGAUGUAAAGAUGGAGUCGUACGCAGGUUUUCUUCUCUCCAACAAACUCCAUGUGUUUCUGAUCCCAUGUCUAUAUGAGCUGAGAGCAAGUGGAUCUGAUGACACUACUUAAGAUGAUUUGACAAAAUAUUUGCCGUUAGCAUUUAGCAUAUGGGAGCUGAAUCAUAAAAACUGGGAUUUGAGUGUAAGUUUGGUAAAAGGAUGCACAAGGGUUAUACAGGCUGUAUGCAACCUCACCAUCUUAGCUUUCUCGUAACAAAUUCAAAAAGUGGAAAAUGUUUUCUACUACACAUCAAGUUUUCCUCUAUCACUAAUUCCCAUCCUUUAGCACUUGGCUAAUAAGUGUAAAUGUGGCACAAAUGCAGAUCUUCGUAACUGAGACAAAUGAGUCAAGAAGCUAAACUUAACCCGAAAUGAAAUUGCUUUUAUGGAAAAUGUGUAAAGCUGAAAUUAUAAAGUGAAGAGAUAAAAAACAAAAGAGACAACUGUUUUAUACAGCAUUUAGAACUAUUGGAAUGAACUGCAAAAAUGAAUCUUUCUUUUAAAAGUUCAGAGUUUAAAUUUACUGACUUAGGUCAGUGAUUAGCCAGUGAAAAUAGUAGAGCUACAAGGAUGCAGAAAGAAAGACAUAUUGGACAUAUUUUUGUCCCCCAUGUGUUUUGCUGUCUCUUCACUACCAUGUAUAAUGGUCAUUGUCUUGUUCAGGCUUCAGCCGACGUCGGGCGAUGUGCUGCAAAACAGCUUUGAUUAGAACAGAUUGGUUCACAAAGUGGCUUCACAAUGUUUUGAUCUCCCUUCUCCUCCGCUCAUUAGCUUUCUGUCCAUCUUCAUCAGCUUUGACUUUCCUAUCCAAGUCACAAAAGUGUUUUUGUUUUGAUUGUUUUCACAUCUGUUGGGUUUUUUUCAUGUAGAAUCCAACUCAACAACAUUGACUCUGCAGAUGUAAUGUGCCAAAGAUGGGGUUGUGUUGCGUUAGAAAAGCUGAAGUGUGUUGUUGCUUUGGUUGUAUCAGGUGCAGUUAGACAUGUUGUGUGUCUGCAUUGAUCACAUAUGAUGCAGCUCAUCAGUCCUCAGAGAGAUCGGGACAGACGCUCUGAGCUGUUUGACGUUAACAUGAACACGGAUAUUGUACCUUUUUUUUGACAGGGGACCAUUUGUGCUCAGUUGUGCAAUAGAAUUUCAUCAUUCAACAUUUCUCUAUGACGUUGAUGUAAAUGUCUUUUGGUCGGAUGAUUUUGCGUUGGUUUUCUUUUCAUUUUCAAUAUUGUCACUGUAGGCGUCUAGAAC
Hippoglossus stenolepis (Pacific halibut) is the source of this 6287-nucleotide messenger RNA. Its product is annotated as visinin-like protein 1. The record is from RefSeq and is a predicted model, not a curated record. Bases 213 to 788 code for a protein of 191 amino acids. Lineage: Eukaryota; Metazoa; Chordata; Actinopteri; Pleuronectiformes; Pleuronectidae. The transcript is spliced from 4 exons. Gene Ontology annotation, molecular function: calcium ion binding.